Molecule: messenger RNA, 1500 nt
Organism: Dufourea novaeangliae
Lineage: Eukaryota; Metazoa; Arthropoda; Insecta; Hymenoptera; Halictidae
Product: protein msta, isoform B-like
Exons: 7
Coding region: 1-1500 (499 amino acids)
Molecular function (GO): protein binding
Source: RefSeq, a predicted model, not a curated record
AUGAGUCUCCCGGAAGUAGUGGUGGACCCGGAUGAGGUCAAGGAGCUGCUGGUGUCGCAUCUGAGGACGAAAAAGAUUCUACGGGACGGUGUCCAGCCGUGGACGGUCGGUUAUUCGAGGCUCGGCGGUCGUGGCCUGUUCGCCACCAGGGACAUAAAGGCGAACGAGCUGAUCUUCGUGGAUUCGCCACUGGUGAUCGGGCCGAGAUGCGUGGUCAAGCAACAUCUUCGUAUGUGCGUGCGUUGUUACAAAACCGAGUGCCCGUUGUUUCCGUGCGAUCGGGGCUGCGGACUACCGGUAUGCUCGACGCGUUGCGAGAACUCGCCGGACCAUGCGGACCGCGAGUGCGCGUACCUGAGGUCGUUGGUACCCAGAUGCGGGACCGACUGGUCCUUGGAACUGCUGCCGACCGUGAUACCGAUACGGGGACUGUACAUGACGGAAGAGCAACGGAAAUGCUUUGCCGCGUUUCAGUGCGACCAGACCCUCACGCCUUGCUAUGAGAUCGAACUGCUUCAACGGAAUGUAACGAAUCCGCCGAGCGAGGAGGAACUGAAAUUAAUGAGACGCGUUUGCGGUGCGUUCAACACGAACGCGUUCGAAACGGUCAGCGUCCAGGAUAAGGAUCAUUCCUCGAGCUUACGCGGCCUCUAUCCCAUGGGGGCACUGCAGAACCACUGUUGCGCGCCGAACACAAGACAUCAUUUCGACGGCGAACAACGUCUGUACGUGAACGCCUCGCUACCGAUCGCAGCCGGCGAGGAGCUGACCAUGUCGUACACGAGCCUGUUCUGGGACACCACGCUCCGCAGGCAAUUCUUGAACGUCACCAAACAUUUCGCCUGCGCGUGCAAACGAUGCAGCGACCCCACGGAAUUCGGAUCUAGAUUAGGGGCACUCUUAUGCGCGUCCGACCACUGUUCCGGAAACCUUUUGCCCCGAGACCCUCUCAAUAUGACAUCCCCCUGGGUUUGCGAUAAAUGCUUGAUGACUAUGCACAACCGACAGAUAAGUUCGAUUCGUUCCGGCCUGGCAGCUAUAAUGGAGGAAGCCUUAUACAAGACACCGCGUCAGAUUUACAAAUUCAUGCAGAAGGAACUCUCAAUAAUAAUGCCAGCCAAUAAUUAUCUCAUUAUGGACAUAAAAUUCCGAAUAAUUUCAUAUUAUGGUAGAGCUGAGGGUGUUCAAUGGCCAGAUUUAACAAUCGCUGAGCUUGAUACAAAGGUGAAAUACUGCAACGACUUGCUGUCUAUCUUAAACACAUUAAAUUGCGGUGACUGUAAAAAGAAAGGUCUUAUUUUGUAUGAACUGUAUUGUACAAACAUGGAAAAGAUGAGAAGACUACGACAACAGCAAAACAUCAGAAACGAAGACGCACAUUUGCCUGUACAGAACAAUGAAAACGAGCAUCUGUUGGAGAAAGCAAUGACUAUACUACAAAAUGAUGUUGUUGCAGUUGUUACCUUCGAACAUGACAAACAAUUUUUUAAACAAUGCUAG